Molecule: messenger RNA, 825 nt
Organism: Protopolystoma xenopodis
Lineage: Eukaryota; Metazoa; Platyhelminthes; Monogenea; Polystomatidea; Polystomatidae
Source: the annotation of a GenBank genome assembly
AUGGCGACAUGGUCACAAGUUUCGCACAAUGAAAGGCUUAAGGAGGCUUCUAAAUGUUACGAGGCCUUGCUUCCCGUCAACGCCUUCUCAUGCGCCUUCGAAGUCGCUCUCAACCGACUUGCUAUUUUGCAGCGUGAAUGCAUCAGCGUCCACAUUGGACAGGCUGGCGUACAAAUCGGCAACUCUUGUUGGGAGCUUUUCUGUCUGGAGCACGAAAUCCAACCGGACGGAUUGAUGCUGAAGGGCUCGUCGCACGAAGGCGACGAUUCGUUCAACACAUUCUUUCACGAGACCGGCAAUGGUAAACACGUGCCGCGCGCCAUCUUCUUGGACCUCGAGCCGAACGUGGUCGACGAGGUGCGCACCGGCCGGUAUCGGCAACUCUUUCAUCCCGACCAGUUGAUCACUGGAAAGGAGGACGCGGCGAACAACUAUGCUCGUGGGCAUUACACGAUCGGUCGCGAGAUCAUCGACAAUGUUCUGGAGCGGAUCCGCAAGUUGACCGAGCAGUGCACCGGACUGCAGGGAUUUCUGGUUUUUCACUCUUUUGGCGGCGGAACUGGGUCGGGCUUCACUUCGCUCUUGAUGGAGCGUCUGAGUGUGGAGUAUGGCAAGCGCUCUAAACUCGAAUUCUCCGUCUACCCGGCUCCUAGAAUAUCCACCGCGGUUGUCGAGCCAUACAACUCGAUUUUGACAACUCACACUACGCUGGAGCACUCGGACUGCGCUUUCAUGGUGGACAAUGAGGCCAUCUACGAUAUCUGCCGGCCGCUUAAGGUGAUGCAUGAAAUGAUAAUUGGGUUUUUCCCACAAUUGGAUGAGUAG